AUGAAGUCAAAAAACACAAAAAACCAUGCGGAGACUAAAGACGGCGAAGCGGGCAGCUCCAAGGGGACAAAGGGAGGUGGGUCGGCAGAGCCCCAAGGAGAGACCCGACGCGAGGGAGUCAGUGUGCUGGCUAAGAGAACGCGGAACAGGCCAGGGCCGCGGUCCUCUAAGAAGAUCCAAGACCUCCCGAUCCCGGACUCAGAUUGGUCCGACAUGGAGGAGGAGGAUAGGGAGGACGAUGUCCCCCACACAGACAGUGAGGAGUCAUCGAUCUCUUCCGUGGACCAUAUAACGAGAAAACGGAAGAGGAAAGGGAGGCCCCCAAAACCGUUUGAGGGAAUAAAAAGGAAGAAGGAACAGUGCAUAAGGGAGAUCCGGCUGCUCAAAGCGGAGAAGAAGGCACUGGAGGAGGUGGUUAACCCAAAGGUGGCCCCAAGAAGCGCGACGCCCGAGAAGGAAACCAUUCGUCGCAUGGAGUCCCUCAGCCAGGAGGAGAUGGCGGCAGAAAUGUUGGAAAACAUAAAUGUCGUGGUCAAGGUUGCCGAAAGGUCGUCGAACCUAAAAGGCACGUACGUAAGGGACCUGAAGGCGUCUUCCGCGACGCUACGAGCGGCGGCUACGGUGGUGGCCACAAAGUCAGCAGGCCCCAACAGCACGGCGUCGGAGGAGAUCGAGAGGUGGAAAGCGAGGGUCAGAAGCCUGGAGGACCAGGUGGAGAAGCUCACGGCCCUCCUCCAAGAGGAGAGAGCCGCAAGGAUAGCGGCGGAAAAGAAGGCGGAAAGGGAAAUGGACACGGUCGAGAAAAUGGCCACGGUCGAGGAAAUGCCCGAAGUAGUGCUGGAGAUGCCCGACGUGCGGCAGGGGGCAAACCAUUCUUCCCAGGCCAGUGCCCGAGCGCAAGACCAGGGGAAGCCAGUAAAGCUGGCGAAACAAGAAAAGCCCAAGGCCCAGGGCCGGAAACAAGAGGCCGCUAAGAGGGGAAAGCUGGAGACAGCAGAUAGGUCCGACGAUACCGUCCAUCGACCAAUGUUGAGGGGAGAGCGUAAAGCACUGGAGGACCCGCCCGAAGAAGACGCCAUGGAGGGCAUCAGGCGGGUCAUGGAGGGAGUCUCCAUAAAGGAGGUGGUCUGCGGGGACUCAAACAAGGUGAAGCGCAACCUGGAAAAUUUAAUAACUAGGUGCCAGGGAGCGCUGAGCCGAAUCCCGAAAGGAAAGGGGGAGAGUGGGAAGAGACUCCCAGUCGUUACCAGCAUGGAGGAGGUUAAGGACAAGGUGAGGCUGAGGGCGAGAGAGACGGCGGCGCGGAUCGUCCGAAGCAACAAGGAGACCAAGAUGCCGAAGGAGGAAAAGAAGCCCUCCAAGGAGGAAAAGAGGACCCCGGCUCUAGCCAAGCCAACUGCCUCCUGGGCGGAGGUGGUGAGAAAGGGGAGGAAGAAGCCGGUGAACAAGGAGCAAAGCCCGGUGGCGAAAUCCGGGAAGCCUGUGACUGCGGCAACCACCAACGGAGCCGAGAAGAAGGGGCAAAAAGAGCAGCUGAAGAGGAGGUCGCCCAAAACCGCCGCGGUGGCGAUCUCAUUCCCGGAAGGACAGGCAGCCGAGGGAAUGAGAUUCCUGAGGUCCCAAAUUAAACUGGAGGACCUAGGAAUUGAUAAGGUCAAGAGCAGGAAAGCCCUGAACGGGGCUACUCUGCUCGAGAUCUCGGGAGGUGCCGAAGCCAAGGAAAAGGCAGACACGCUUGCCACCAAGAUUAAAACAGUUGGGGAGGGCAAGGGCGUGAAGGUCACCCGCCCCGAAAAAAGGGCGGAGAUCCGGCUUAAGGAUCUAGAUGAAUCCGUCUCUGAAGAAGAGAUUCGGGCUGCGGUGACGAAGGCUGGAGGUGGGCUCCCGGACGACAUAAAGGUAGGCCCCAUCCGGCGAAAUGGGAACAUGUUGGAUCCAGUGUGGACUCGAGGUGGCGAGGAGAACAGCCGAGAUGAGGAGAAUAAAGCUGGGCUGGGUGUCGUGCAGGGUGGAGAUGCUCGACCCCCGCCCGUUAGUAUGCUACAGGUGCCUGGAGAGGGGGCACAUUAG
Messenger RNA from Vollenhovia emeryi, 2070 nucleotides. RefSeq names its product neurofilament heavy polypeptide-like. Lineage: Eukaryota; Metazoa; Arthropoda; Insecta; Hymenoptera; Formicidae. The record is from RefSeq and is a predicted model, not a curated record. The transcript has a single exon. Bases 1 to 2070 code for a protein of 689 amino acids.